This is a messenger RNA of Daphnia pulicaria, 3338 nucleotides long. RefSeq lists its product as uncharacterized. The transcript has 2 exons. Lineage: Eukaryota; Metazoa; Arthropoda; Branchiopoda; Diplostraca; Daphniidae. Bases 921 to 2600 code for a protein of 559 amino acids. The record is from RefSeq and is a predicted model, not a curated record.
UGUCCGUCAGCCGGGAAUCUCCUUUUCAACGCCGUGAUAGAAUCGGCGACUAUCUUCUCUCUCUCUUUCUCUUUCUCUCUCCCGAUAAAAACGAACAAGAAAAGAAAGAGACUCUCUUUCCUUGAACGAUUUCUCCCUUUUUUCCCCUCUCGACUACAAAUAUGCUGUACGGGCGAUGGAUGUGAUCGACUACUGCAACCCUGUAAAGGCUCUCUCUGUCUAUGUGUGUGUGGGGCUGAUGCUGAUAUAAAACGUAGGCCACUAUACGAUUGGCACUGACUGGUUGCCAGAAAAGAAAAAAAGACCAAAAAAGAAAAACUUCUAUAUUUUUCUCCCUCCUUUUCUUCUUCUUCUUGCUCCUUCUUCCCUCCUUCCCUCUAACUUUCCUACCCAUCAGCGGCGUCCUCUACCCUAUUGGUUCCACAACCGGCAGUCGUUGCUCUGAGACGGUGGUCUCCAGUUUGAAUUCUCCAUCGCUGCUCGGCCGAACAGACCAGACCCGCCGAGCGUGUGCCAAACAAACUUUCAUCGUUGCCUAUCAAAAGACCUGCGACCGUGUACUUUCUAUACACCACGGCCAUCACGGCGAUUAUUAGACGACGGUUGACCUUUUCACUGCUGCUGCUGCUGCUGGCUGUCCAUUGCACUGUUGCCCCUCCUUUCGUCAUCGUCAGCUGCCGAGUGCUUCGUGAAUAACAAACUCUAACUAACUAAUUGGUGGAUAUUCCCAACAAGGCAGUGAUCGGCUGCUUGAUCUCCUAGGCUGCGGAUAUAAGACGAGCAAAAUCCAAUUGCCGUUUGGCCGUCGUCAGGACAUCAGUGGUUGGCAAUAAUAAUCAUUUGACUGAUGUGAUGAAACAACUAAUUGACGCUGAUUGAAUCGUGGCGAAAGAAGCAGAAGGAGUCAAAAGGAUUGGCCGAUGGAAAUUGAGACUUUGCAACUAAACAUGGACGAUCGGGAUUCGAAUGAGGCAGCAGCUGCAAUCCACGCCCAGGUGACAAGUGGGCAACCGACAAUGACGAACGAUGACGUCAACAUUGUCGUCGAGGGCAAAGGCACGGCCGGGUCUUCGACGUGUUUGGCUCCGAAUAGCGACGACGUGAGGUUGUUGCCAGACAACAACAAAGAGGGCGACAAUGCCGACGAAGAACGUGAACUUGAGCUGCACCAGCAGCAACCGUCUCUCAUCUUUGUGGGACAAAGUCACAGGCACUCGAUCGACGACGGGCGGACGGUCCAACUUUUGCCGCUGGGCGAACAGCAACAACAGCCACCGCCGCCCGAGAUCCUGGUGGCGUACUUAUCCGGAGAGCCGGAAGCCGUUGCGGCCAUCGAACUCUUGAGGGAAGCGCAGCGGAUCUGGGACCAGCGGAAGCGGCCGAGCAUGACGCCGUCCAGCAUUUCCAGCAGCGGGCUCCAACUCCAACUGCUGGAUGAGAACCAGGAGUCGCUUUCGCCUUCGAUAGCGGACGACGACGGCCAGUCGGCCAAGGGCAAGGCCACAACCACCAGACGCUACAGCCACGAAGACCUGAGAAUCGCCUACACCAACAUUUCUGCCCAGCUGGUCGCCUCCGAGCGGAUGACGGAACAAGCGGCCGAAUGUUCCGACAAUCAUCCGGCUCCUCUUCCUCUCAAAUCGCCGGCCCAACAACAACAACAGCAACAGCAGAGGAAACUGCAACAACAUUAUCGGCGGAGAGCGUCUGCUCAGGCCGAAUCGCUGACUGGACAGGCCGUUGCUCGUUACCAGAACAAACAGUCACAGCAGCAGCUGCCCAGCAACAAGAAGAAUUCCAUUUCAGGGCCGGCCGUGGCCACCAGUGGGCGGAAUAAUAACAUCAAGCGAAUCAACGGGACUCCGCGGGGAUCGACGGCGGGUCAGCAACUGGAAUUGGAGCAUCCGCAACGGGCUCGUUCCAGCCGAGGCUCAGUGGACGCCGUCAGCCAAGCCAUGAACACGGCCGGCAUGGCGGCCGUGAGCGGCCCGUCCUCGCGACGCAAUUCGUCGCUGACGGAUUCGGCGUAUUUGAAAGUGAUGAUGGCCGAUUCCGGCGGACGACGUCCCUCCAGCCACCGACUCGCCGGCGCCGCGGUAGACGCCGACACUCUGCUGCCGCUGGGCUCGGACGCCGUCAGUUUCCACCGGGAACAGCGUCGUCGGGCGUCGACGUCCAAAGCCUCGGCCAUUUUCCUGCUGUCGCCGAGCGGCAAAGAAGGGGGCGGGCAACUGGUGCCGGAACCGGAGGAUGAAGACGACAAUUCACCAGAAGGGCGUCGUCGACGUCGUACCAUUUCCGUCAUCGCCACGGUGGGCGCCUUUCUGCUCGUCCUCUCCAUCCUGAUGGUCACCGUCACACUCCGACUGGCCACUCACAUUGACGAUCUCGUGCGCAAGGAAAAUGAACUGCAGACGAUCACUUCCAUUUCCAGCAACGGGGACAUGAACAGCACAACCGGCAGCACCGGUUUAUUGUCUCAACAGUCGACCAGCCAAUUGGGGACGAUUCUAAAUGCAACAACGACGGCGAUACCCGGCAUCAUCAUCGGCACCCUCACAGCAGCAGCAGCCAACAGUUCGACGAUGAAUUCGAUAUAAUUCCGUCUAGCUAUCCGCCUGCCAUAGAUUCGAAAAAUAAAAAAAGGAAGAAAUGAAUUCGUCCAUCGCCGCCAACAACCUCUUCUCCUCCCACCAAGAAAAUUAAAAAAAGAGAAAAGUCCACCACUGUUACCAGUUGUCGUCGUCUCGUCAAACUGAUUUACAAAUAAUUGAAUUAUCAAAACAAACAAUGAACUGAAACCAAUUGUAGCUAUGAUUAAUUAUGACUGUUACUUGAUUACGUAAAAGAUAAAAUUUGAACGCGAGUGAGAACAACAGCAGCUUACACCGUAUAUAUUCUUCGUCUCAAUUUGUUCUCUUCCAAUAUAAUAUGCUGUUCAUUAAAAAAAAAAGGAAAAUUGGAAAUUGUAUUUGUCGUCUAAUGGAUCCCAGCUCCCCGAAAAUUCCUUUCCCUUUAUCUCUUCUCUGUCUUCUUCUCGUUCCCCUUUCCAUCAUCCAUCGUACACCCAUCCACCGCUGACUAUUUACAUGUUUUUGUUUCAAAAAAUGAGUAAGAGCGAAAGAAGAAGAGGGAUAUCAUUCGGUGCUGCCCACAGGAAUAAACGGGGCGCCUGCGAUGAUUGCAGCUCGAGCAUUCAGAGAUUUCUGGGUAGAAGAAAAGAAUGAAAAGAUUCGAUGAAGAAACAACAUCGUUAUUCGUUUGUCGCAGACCUUGUUUGUAUAACCUAGUCGUUGCUGACGUUGUUUAUUUGUAAAAUAUAAACCAUUUUACCCCCA